Entrophospora sp. SA101 is the source of this 307-nucleotide messenger RNA. The record is from the annotation of a GenBank genome assembly. Lineage: Eukaryota; Fungi; Glomeromycota; Glomeromycetes; Entrophosporales; Entrophosporaceae.
AAGUGGGAAAAGUAGAAGAAAUGGGCAAAGUAAUUCCUGGUGCUUCUGAACAACCGGAAGAAGCAAAAGUUCAUUACUACCCUCUUAACAAUCUUAUUGCUGGUCGCAAAGAAAAAUUAAUUGCUUGGCAAAAGCAGAAAAAUAGUGAUUUAGUCUCCUUAAUGGGAAAAUUAAAUAAUUUGGCCAUCGCCAACAACGAAAAACUCAAAAAAAUUUUAGAAACCCAAGAAAUUGCUUUUGGCGAAAAAACUGAGCAAAUUUUUACCGAAUUGAAAAACGAAAAUCUGAUUUGUCCCCUUUGCGAAAA